Messenger RNA from Hibiscus syriacus, 756 nucleotides. RefSeq lists its product as uncharacterized. The transcript has 3 exons. Lineage: Eukaryota; Viridiplantae; Streptophyta; Magnoliopsida; Malvales; Malvaceae. The record is from RefSeq and is a predicted model, not a curated record. The coding region runs from base 1 to 525 and encodes 174 amino acids.
AUGUCCGUCGUGCUUUUUGAGUCAAAAGAGAUGGGAACAGAAACAGAAACCUCUAAAGACACCGGAGAAAUCGAACCACUGUUACAGGACAACCGUGAAGACGAGGGUACCCGAAGUAGAGAUCGUUUGUACCGACAAGACCAGAACCAGCUGGAGGUUCGAGAUAUACUUGAGAAAUACGGGUUGAAAUCGAUUUACGCUUUCAGUACCCAGUCGGGUCGCGGCGUCCCAAUCCGAUUUCAUCCGAGAAACGGAAGGUCUAUUCCCGGAUACAAGGACGGAUCGGUGGUUCACAUUGACGGCGAACCAAAGGAUUCAUUGAUCAAACCUAUAACCAAAAUAUUGGUGGGAAUAGCAGCUCUUACACUUCUAAUAACUCUACUAGUGAAGGAUACUCCCAAAUGGAUGAAGAAAUUCAACAUUUUGGCUGGAGAUUUCCCUCCUUGGGUUCUUGCUUGCGUUGUUAUCGUUUUCACCCACAUGAGGAAGAGGACGAAGGAUGCCUUGAAGAAGUUUGGUUGGUGAAUGGAGAUACUCUUAAAGCCAUUUUGUAAGCCCAAUAAGAUACUGAACACUGUUAAAUCUUGUGCUUUUAUAAGUUGUUUUGCCCAGAAAAUGUGUUGAUCCUUGUGGAACAUUCGUAAAAUAAUAGUGGAAAUCAAACUCAUUUGUAGUAAAAGGGACAUACAUGAUGAUAUAUCUCUUUUCUUACCAAUUGUGUUUAAUUACAGUGUAGAUUAUUUAGCUUUGUCUUCA